UGUUCUCGUGUGUGUUUGAGGAAAGAGGAAGUUGUGUGCAGUUGAAAGGUUUCCUCCUCUUUGCAGAUCUGCAGAAAAGCACCACAGACACAAGAACGACAGAAUAAAACACACAGAUAUGACGGCAAGAACACUGGACGCUGGACCAACACAAACACCAGACACACAGAUCAAGCCGUCAUUCGUCGCUUUCACACCGUACACCGUUUGAUUGUCAUUUCUGACCGAGUUGAGCCUAAUCUAUUGGAACCAUUUUACUCAGAGAUCUAGCGUUUUAAACUUGACUUGUGUGGACGUUCAUUGACUUCAGGAGUCGGAUUGUGUGAACUUCACUUGAUCUUUUGGAGGUUGUUGCUGAACAUUGAGGUCAUGCUGGAGUUUAGGUGAUUCUAGGCCCGCUGUAGGUUGUCUGCUCAUGUGAGGGCAGCUCGAGCGUUAAAUUGACGUUUCUUUGACGUUCUCUCGGCUGCUCUGGAGAUGGAGUUGUGGAGACAAUGUGCCGGUUGGUUGAUUCAAUGUCGGGUUCUUCCUGACAAUCACAGAGUGACGUGGGACAGCGCACAGGUGUGUGACCUGGCUCAUGCUCUGAGAGAUGGAGUUUUACUCUGUCAACUGCUCAACAACCUCCUGCAGCAGUCCGUCAACCUGCGACAGAUCAACCUGCGGCCUCAGAUGUCUCAGUUUUUGUGUCUGAAGAACAUCAGGACGUUCCUGUGCUCAUGUCAGGAGAAAUUUGGGCUGAAGAAAAACGAACUCUUCGAGGCUUUCGACCUGUUUGACGUGCGAGACUUCGGGAAGGUGAUAGACACGCUGUCUAUUCUGUCGCACACAUCAGUGGCCCUGCAGAGAGGCUUCCGGCCUUUUCCAGAUGGAGCAUGUAUUGGAGAUGAUGAUAUUUACACCGGCCUUUCAGACCAGAUCGAUGAUACGGUGGAGGAAGAUGAUGAUCUUUAUGACUGUGUGGAGGAAGAGGAUGAUGAAGGCGAUGAUGUGUAUGAAGAUCUGAUGAGGACAGAAGAACCAGAAGCACAGCAGAAAGCUGAAGUGGACAAGAGAAGUUGUUGUCUUGAGGAAAUCAGGCAGACGGAAGAGAAAUAUACCAACACACUGGAGUCUAUACUUCAGCACUUUCUGAAGCCACUGCAGGCGUUUCUACAGCCGGUCGAUGUUGAGAACAUCUUCAUGAAUAUUGAGGAUCUAGCAAAGACACAUCGAUCUCUUCUUCGUGAGGUUCAGGAGUCUGUACUGCACACAGGAGCAAAAAAUCUUCAUCAAAUCUUCAUUGACUAUAAGGAGAGAUUGUUGCUGUAUGGCCGUUACUGUAGUCAGGUGGAAGCUGCUACCAAACAUCUUGAUAAAAUCUCCAGUACAAAAGAAGAUGUUAAAAUGAAACUUGAGGAGUGUUCUAUGAGAGCGAACAGCGGCAGGUUUUCAUUGAGAGAUCUGCUCAUGGUGCCAAUGCAGAGAGUCCUGAAAUAUCAUCUCUUACUACAGGAGCUUGUGAAGCACACGGUGGACCAACAAGACAAAGAGAAUUUGCGUAAUGCACUAGAUGCCAUGAGGGAUCUAGCGCAGAGUGUGAACGAGGUGAAGCGAGACAAUGAAAUCAUUCGUCAAAUCACAACGUUUCAGCUGUGCAUCGAGAACAUGUCUCAGUCUUUGGCGUUGUAUGGAAGACCAAAAAUAGAUGGAGAAUUUAAGAUCUGCAACCUUGAGAAGAAAUCCAAACAAGACAGGUACGGGUUUCUCUUUGACAAAGCUCUGUUCGUGUGUAAGAAGCGCAGCGGGGACAUGAUGGACCUGAAGGAGCUGAUUGAACUCCAACACUAUCAGCUCAGAGAUGAACCUUCAGGAGAUCGAGAAAGCAAGAAGUGGACGCACACGUUCUUCCUCAUGGAUCUGUACGGUCAAGGCGGUUAUGAUCUCUUCUUUAAGACUCGUGAGCUAAAGAAGAAAUGGCUGGAGCAGUUUGAGAUGGCGCUGUCGAACAUCUGUCCAGAGAACAGCACAGCCAACGGUCAUGACUUCCAGAUGCACUGCUUUGAUGAAACCACGUCGUGUAAAGCCUGUCAGAUGCUCCUCAGGGGAAUCUUCUUUCAGGGCUAUCGCUGUACGCGCUGUAAGAUGGCCGCUCACAAAGAGUGUUUGGGUCGAGUUGUCGCGUGUGGACGUAAUUGUGAAGUCGCAGGAACACUGAAGAAGGGUAAAACAGUGAGGGCAGCCUCUCAGAGACAAACCAAACCAGGUCUGCCGAAGAUGGAGGUGUGUCUGGAUUAUUAUGGUCUGCCUCCCCCUCCGGUGGCGUUCGGUCAGCCGCUGCAGCUCUCUGUGGGUGAUGUGGUGGAGUUGACCCGGGCUGAAGUGGACUUGCAGUGGUGGGAGGGCAGGAAUCUGACUAUAGGAGAGGUGGGCUGGUUUCCCUGCAGUAAAGUUCAGCCGUAUUUACCGGGGCUGUCACCAGAGUUAACAGGACUCCCCUGGUUCGCUGGUAACAUGGACCGGGCUGGUGCUAAGACUCUGCUCAUGCCUCGAUCUGACGGCACGUUUCUGGUGCGACAGAAAGACGCUGGAGAAUUCGCCAUCAGUCUCAAGUUCAACAUGGACACUAGACAUAUAAAGGUGACAUAUUCUGAGGGUCUCUACAGGAUCAAUGAGAAAAAAGCCUUCAAGGGUCUCAUCGAGCUGGUUCACUAUUAUCAGGACAACUCAUUGAGAGAAUGUUUCAAAGACGUCGACUCAAAACUACAGACGCCCUACAAACAACCUGAACAGAACACAACAGCGCCCAACAACACACACAGACACAACACAGGUGCGAGCGAGCGUUAUUACGGCACAGCUAAAGUGCGUUAUGAUUUCUCAGCCCGUGACCGCACUGAACUGUCGCUGCGGGAGGGAGACACCGUGAAAAUCAUCUCCAAGAAAGCUCACAACGGCUGGUGGAGAGGAGAGGUCUAUGGCCGGGUGGGGUUGUUUCCAGCCAAUUACGUGGAGGAGGAGCAUUCAGAUUACUGCUGACCAUACAUACACAACAACAACACUUCUUUUAAUACACUGAUGUGUUACGUGAUCUGUGACACACUCCACAUCAAUGAGUGCAGGAGAGCAGCUGUGAUUUAUAACUACUAACAUCAUUCAUUCAAUGUACAUUAACAUCACACAAGGAGCUGUACAAAAUAUCUUAUUCAUCAAGAUUUUUUUCUAGAAUAGAGAAAUUAAUUCAAGUUCAUUCAGAAAUAAUUGAGAUUGCUUGAACUGUGUGAGGAAAUAAACUCCUGUUUUUAAGAUAAUCCAGUCUUUUUUUCAGUCUUUGAAAGUUUGUGUAUUAAAAUGUUUGUGUUAAAAGAGAACAUAUCAACACAAAGACAAGGUACAUAUAUAAACCUGUGUUUUAUUUCCAAAUCAUAUCAAAACAAUUUAACUCAACAAAUAUUGUUAUGACACAAUGCCAAAUGGGUUUUCUAAGUAAGAGGGAAAAUCAAUACUCUGUGGUCAUGGGUCUCACUGCAGAAAGUGUUGUUCUGUGUGUGUGUGUGUGUGUGUGUGUGUGUGUGUGUG
Triplophysa rosa is the source of this 3558-nucleotide messenger RNA. RefSeq names its product proto-oncogene vav-like. Gene Ontology annotation, biological process: cell migration; intracellular signal transduction; regulation of GTPase activity. Bases 478 to 3018 code for a protein of 846 amino acids. Gene Ontology annotation, cellular component: cytoplasm. The record is from RefSeq and is a predicted model, not a curated record. Gene Ontology annotation, molecular function: protein binding; guanyl-nucleotide exchange factor activity. NCBI's taxonomy places the organism in Eukaryota, Metazoa, Chordata, Actinopteri, Cypriniformes, Nemacheilidae. The transcript is spliced from 28 exons.